This is a messenger RNA of Rosa rugosa (rugosa rose), 1027 nucleotides long. RefSeq names its product disease resistance protein RUN1-like. Bases 5 to 1027 code for a protein of 340 amino acids. Gene Ontology annotation, biological process: defense response. NCBI's taxonomy places the organism in Eukaryota, Viridiplantae, Streptophyta, Magnoliopsida, Rosales, Rosaceae. The record is from RefSeq and is a predicted model, not a curated record. Gene Ontology annotation, molecular function: ADP binding. The transcript has a single exon.
UCGCAUGGUGGGCAUAUGGGGGACUGGUGGAAUAGGAAAAACUACAAUUGUGAAAGCUGUGUUUAAUUCAAUUCGCCAUAAGUUUGAAUGUUGCUGUUUCUUGACAGAUGUUAGAUCAAAAGACCUAGCCCAACUGCAAGAGACACUUUUGUCUGAUAUUUUAAACUCAACUUUGAAGGUGAGCAGUGUUGAUCAAGGAGUCAGUUUUAUAAAGACAAUGAUGCGACAUAAAAAAGUUCUCUUAAUCCUUGAUGACGUGAGUGAUUCUAGCCAAUUAGAUAAAUUAGUUCCAUUCCCUAAUUGUUUUGGGCUGGGCAGUAGAAUUCUCAUUACAACAAGAGAUAAACGUUGGCUAAUUACUCAUGAAGUUGAUGAAGUAUACGAGGUCAAGAUGUUAAAUGAUCGUCUUGCUUUGGAGUUGUUUAGCUUGCAUGCAUUCAAAAGUAAUGGACCUCCACAUGCUUACCUGGAACUUGCACGACAUGCAGUACGCUAUGCCCAAGGCCUUCCAUUAGCUUUGAUAGUUUUAGGCUCCCAUCUAUUUAAUAGAAGUAUGGAGGAGUGGAAAGCUACAAUAGGUAGUUGUAAAGGAGGUCCUCAGGCAGAUAUACAGAAAGUUCUCAAACUAAGUUAUGAUGCUCUAAAAAAGGAUUUGCAAGAACUAUUUCUUGAUAUUGCUUGCUUCUUUAAAGGUAUGCAUGCAGCCCAUGUGAAACCAAUACUAGAAGCUUGCUACGACCACAAAACAAUGGUGAUUGGUAUUGCACAAUUGCAAGAAAAAGCCUUGAUAAGAAUUGACAAAGAACAUAUUUGGAUGCAUGACUUGAUAGAAGAAAUGGGUAAAGACAUAGUGUUACAAGAGUCACCUGAUGAACCCGGGGAACGCAGCAGAGUGUGGAGUGCAGAAGAUGUCAACUAUGUUCUAACAAAUAAUAAAGUAAGUAUAUUAAUGAUGUUUUGUGUUUUUCAAUUUGGAAAGCAUUUUAUAUUGAAUGAGACCUUGAAGAAAACUAUAUUGAAACAAUAA